CAUGCAGCGUGUGACUCGCGGUCCAGCGCUUCGUCUUCACCGUUGUUGUAAUCGGCGACGUGGCCUGACGCCCUCGAUAGACGCCUGCGACCGACGCCACCGCUAACGACGCUUCUACAUCGCGACGCUCUUGAGGUUAACUCCAGGGGGGCAAAAUUUACGAUGUAUGUUUAUUCAUGAAAGGCAUGUACGCUGAGUUCGUUUUGAGUUUUUUGUUUAUAGUUUUGAAGAAAGAAAUAUUCUGCUUGAAAGAGAUAGUCCUGGAUAUAGAGCCAAACGUUGUUGAGCAUGGCGGUACGACAAAGUUAAGUUGUAGCUAUAAUUUACAAGGAGAGCCUCUAUAUACAGUAAAAUACUACAGGGGGACACAUGAGUUCUAUAGAUAUACGCCCAAAGAGCACCCUAGUAUUAAGAAGUUUCCUUUUAAUGGAGCGAAUAUUGAUCUCCAACACUCCAACGAACACCAGGUGGUCCUACGGGACGUCGGUUUUAACCUCUCGGGGAAGUUCAGCUGCGAAGUGACCACUGAUGCCCCCAACUUCUCGACCGUCACCGUUUCGAAAGAUAUGCUGGUUGUUGUAUUACCAACCAAUUCUCCGAGUCUCAGCACGGAUAAAAGUUUUUACGAUAUUGGUGAUGUAUUAAGAGCUAGCUGUACGUCGCCAUCUUCCAGACCCGCUUCCAAACUUACCUUCAUUUUAAAUAAUAUCGAGGUGUGCCAAACAUGCUUUAGGAACAAAACGACUGUAGGGGAAUUAUUCGAGAGCAGAAUGUUCAUGACGUUACCGCUCUUCGAGUCUCAUUUCAACAACAGUCGUCUUACGUUAAAGUGUGUCGCCAAAAUUGGAGAUUUCUAUCAUCAGGAGACCGAGAUUAUUUUCGACAAUGCCAAAGAUCCCGUCCCUGAGAAAGUUACUGCACAAAACGAGGGAGUUACGAAGAUCUAUCAAAAAAUAGUUUUUCUCAUACCAACAAUAAUUUGUAUUUCCUUGAUAUUAUAAAAAUGUGACUAGGUUUAAAUAUAUAAUACCUAACUCAAAAUAGGAUGAAGAAUGAUUGUGAUCAAAAUGCUGCAAUUUAAAAAAAUAACAUUUUUUGUAAUUUAUUUAUAGCACUAAAAAGAUGUAUUGAUAUAUAGAAAUAAU
Diabrotica virgifera virgifera (western corn rootworm) is the source of this 1145-nucleotide messenger RNA. RefSeq lists its product as uncharacterized. The transcript has 6 exons. Bases 177 to 1001 code for a protein of 274 amino acids. The record is from RefSeq and is a predicted model, not a curated record. NCBI's taxonomy places the organism in Eukaryota, Metazoa, Arthropoda, Insecta, Coleoptera, Chrysomelidae.